CCUCAGACUCAUCUCAAAGACCCCAACAUGUAUUGGGAUUAUUUGGGAUCCCAUCCAGAAUCACUUUAUGAAUUUGUGAGGGUCUUCACUGACCUAGGAACUCCUGAUGGUUUUGUCAAUAUGGAUGCAUGGGCAGGACAUUCUUAUCAAUGGGUAUAUGUCAAGAUUGUGGCUAUAAGUCAACAAGGUGUUCAUAACUUAACAGCCUCCGCUGCCACACACAUCCCGGGCACAAAUCCUGAUUAUGCAACCCAGGAUCUAUACCAAUGUAUUGAUCAGGGUCAGUUUCCAUUGUGGAAACUUUUGGCACAAGUUUUGACUCCAGCUGAGGCUGAAAAAUUCAAAUACAAUGUUCUUGAUGUGACAAAGGAAUGGCCCAUUGAUAUGGUUCCGCCACAUGAGAUUGGAGAAUUUGUUCUCAAUCAAAAUCCAGAAAUCUAUUUUGCAGAGGUGAGUUAG
Melampsora larici-populina 98AG31 is the source of this 459-nucleotide messenger RNA. RefSeq lists its product as uncharacterized. The transcript is spliced from 7 exons. Gene Ontology annotation, cellular component: cytoplasm; peroxisome; mitochondrion. Lineage: Eukaryota; Fungi; Basidiomycota; Pucciniomycetes; Pucciniales; Melampsoraceae. Gene Ontology annotation, biological process: hydrogen peroxide catabolic process; response to hydrogen peroxide. The record is from RefSeq and is a predicted model, not a curated record. Gene Ontology annotation, molecular function: catalase activity; heme binding. The annotation marks the transcript as partial.